AUGUCUACCGUCGAUACUCAGCCCGUACCCCCUCUUGCUGAUGGCUUGGAGCCUACCUUGCCGACGCUGGAUAGGCUGGGGUCCACCGUUCCACCUGAUCUUGACGCUCAGUCGGUCGCGACAGAAUGGAUCCACACGUUCUCGCAGCAUAUAUCUGCAAACAACAUUGUGGGUAUCGUCAGUCUCUUCGCUGAAGAUGGCUGGUGGCGCGAUCUACUCGCGCUUACUUGGGACUUUCGUACGUUCCAUGGCGUUGUGAAGAUCAAGAAGUUUCUCGAGGAUCAGCUUCCAGUUAUGAAGCCGUCACCAUUCAAGCUCAAAGAUGCUAGCCUGCUUCAGCCGUAUUCUGACCUGGCGUGGCUCGUGGGCUCAUUUGAUUUCGAAACCGAGGUUGGGAUUGGGAGCGGUAUCUUCAGACUUGUGCCAACGUCAAGUGGAACAUGGAAGGCAUACACGAUGUUCACGAACCUCGAGGAUCUUAAAGGAUUCCCAGAGAAGGUGGGGUCAUUGCGAAAUCCACUGCCUAACCACGGCAAGUGGACGAGUGAACGCGAACGCGAGAGAUCGAUGGUGGAUGGUGAUCCCGCCGUUCUUAUCAUUGGAGGGGGGCAGUGUGGGCUUGCCGUUGCCGCGAGAUUGAAGUACUUGGGUGUUUCGGCUUUGGUGGUAGAGCGAAAGGAUCGUGUUGGCAACAACUGGAGAGACCGGUACGAGGCGCUCUGUCUGCAUGAUCCUGUGGCAUGUUGCCAUAUGCCUUACCUUCCAUUUCCGUCAACUUGGCCGGUAUUCACCCCAGCCAUGAAGCUGGCAGGCUGGCUCGAAUACUACGCCGAAGCGAUGGAGCUCAACGUCUGGACAUCAACGACAGCAACACACGUGGACCAAAAGGACGGUAAAUGGAUUGUUAAGGUUAACAAGCAGGACGGGAGCGAGCGCAUCUUCCAUGUUGACCAUGUGGUAUUGGCAAUCGGCUGGCAUGCAGGUGUACCACACGUUCCAACCUUCCCCGGACAGGAAGAAUUCCAUGGCCAAAUACUGCACUCCACUCAGCACCGGUCAGCUCGAGAUCAUCUUGGGAAGAAGGUGAUUGUUGUAGGAUCUGCUACGUCAGCUCACGACAUAGCUGCGGACUAUGUAGACCAUGGAGUAGACGUUACACUUGUACAAAGAAACUCAACUUAUGUAAUGUCUACUGCUGAAGGCUCUCGACUUGGCGUUGGUACAUUGUAUCGCGAGGGUGGUAUACCUGCAGAUGCCGCGGAUCGUUUGUCCAGCUCCAUGCCGAUCUUGCUCCAGAAAGAGGCAAACAAACGAACUGCUGCCGCAAUCGCAGAGGCAGACAAAGCGCUCCUACAGGGACUACGGAAGGUCGGAUUCAAGUACAACAUGGGUAUUGACGAUUCUGGUGUCAUGCAUCUAGUCUAUCUUCGUGGUGGAGGUUAUUACUUAGAUGUGGGAGCAUGCCAGAAGAUCAUUGAUGGAGAGGUGAAAUUAAAAAAUGACAGCGAGAUCGAGAGUUUUACCAGGACUGGACUGAAGUUUGCAAACGGCAGCUCACUCGAUGCAGACGUUGUACUCCUCGCGACAGGUUAUGAAAGCUCGGAGUCUGCCAUAAAGAAGUUUGUUAGUCCAGAAAUUGCGUCCAAGAUGUCGCCGAUUUGGAAGCUGACCCCGGAGGGUGAGCUUCGGGGUGUUUGGAGAUGGCUCGGGGUACCGAACCUUUGGGUUGGGAUGGGAAACUUGGUUAUGUGUCGAUUUCACUCUAAACAUCUUGCGCUCCAGAUCAAAGCUAUCCAGGAGGGCAUAUACAGCAAGCGUUAUGCUGCUUGA
Messenger RNA from Fibroporia radiculosa, 1830 nucleotides. RefSeq lists its product as uncharacterized. The record is from RefSeq and is a predicted model, not a curated record. NCBI's taxonomy places the organism in Eukaryota, Fungi, Basidiomycota, Agaricomycetes, Polyporales, Fibroporiaceae. Bases 1 to 1830 code for a protein of 609 amino acids. Gene Ontology annotation, molecular function: monooxygenase activity; flavin adenine dinucleotide binding. The transcript is spliced from 13 exons.